AUGCGAAACAAAGAAGGAGAAAAGAAACGUGCUUAUUUAACCUUGGAGGAACUGCGACAAUUGUCUGAUGAUACAAAUACAUACAAAUCGAUAGGUUUGUUUGUUUUAGAACCCAAAUCAGUUUUAAUGGAUGAACAGCAACAAAAGCUGAAGGAUAGUGAAACUGCGAUUGCCUCUUUACAGCUGACAAUAGUUGUCAAAUUAUUGCAAGCUUUACACCAAUUUGGUUCAUUAGUCCUUCGGAUACUUAGAGAUCAGAGUGAGGGAUCAUUGAGCUGGUUGAUAUAA
Molecule: messenger RNA, 288 nt
Organism: Ilex paraguariensis (yerba mate)
Lineage: Eukaryota; Viridiplantae; Streptophyta; Magnoliopsida; Aquifoliales; Aquifoliaceae
Source: the annotation of a GenBank genome assembly